Coffea arabica (coffee) is the source of this 366-nucleotide messenger RNA. NCBI's taxonomy places the organism in Eukaryota, Viridiplantae, Streptophyta, Magnoliopsida, Gentianales, Rubiaceae. The record is from RefSeq and is a predicted model, not a curated record.
AUGACGUGCGGAGAGCUCAUGGUCAGAUUCGUCAGAAAUGAUUCUUACCCUCUUGACGUGCCCGCGUCAAGUAAUCUGGAAAGCUCCAGAUUCCGUGCCUUCAUAACGUGCCCACGUCACGUUCGCGGGAAAGCUUCAGCGUGUUAUGGGUAUGACGCCCCAACUGGUCUGAUUGCUUCUGCUAGUCCUGAAAUAUGGGAAAAUCGUGCUGCCUGUGGCAAAAGAUAUCGCAUAACUUGCACUGCUGGAACCAACCUAGGCGUGCCAGAACCAUGCAGUGCCACAUUUGAUCUCAGUCCAGAUGCAUUUGCCGUCAAUGCAGCUGUUGAUGAGGGGUGUAUCCUGAUUGAAUACGAUCAAGUUUGA